GUCUGGACUCAGAUUCGGAGGAGGCGGCCGCCGCCGCGCACCAGCCAGACUUUAAGUUUCAAUGCCGGACCUUGCCAUGGCAAAGGCUUCAUGCAUGAGAUUCUGAGAUUAUCAGGCGAGGUGCUUGCGACUCCCUCCACAUUCCACAUUAAGUUUUCUCGAUUGCACAAGAGCACAGGGUUUUGCACAAUUUAGCAUCCUGAGCGAUCCAGUUCAAGACCCUGCUGAUUGAUAUCAAAGUACAGAUCCACCAUGGCGACCUACAAGGCCUUUGAGAUUCCUGAGCCGAAGAAGGACCUCAAGGCCACAGAGCGGAAGAUCGAGGAGCCGGCUGCCGGGCAGAUCAGGAUCAAGGUGAAGGCCUUGGGUUUGUGUCACUCUGACGUCAUGGUCCAGGGUGGCAUGGCAUCAAGCUACCCCCGCAUCCCAGGACACGAAAUCGCUGGCAUUGUUGACGCCGUCGGAUCCGGUGUGACUCGCUUUAAGACUGGGGACCACGUUGGUGUCGGCUGGCACGGAAAGCACUGCUCCGAGUGCCGGCCCUGCCGGCAAGGAGACUUCAUCUGCUGCGACAACUACCAGAUUACGGCGCUUGCGUUUGACGGGGGGUACGGGGAGUACGUAAACGUCCCCAUCGAAUCGGUGGCAAAGAUUCCUGAGGGAAUGGACUUCAAGGAGGCGGCACCACUGAUGUGCGCGGGUGUGACAGUCUACAACGGUCUGCGCCACACUAAGACCGUUGCCGGUGACGUCGUAGCAAUUCAAGGCACCGGAGGGCUGGGCCAUCUUGGCAUCCAGUUCGCAAACAAGAUGGGCUUCCACACGGUCGCCAUUUCGCGGGGCCAGGAGAAGAAGGAGGAGGCGCUCAAGCUCGGUGCCCACAAGUACAUUGACACCACCUCCGAGGAUCCGGCCAAGGAGCUUCAGGCCCUCGGGGGCGCCAAGGUGGUCCUUUCUACAGUGACCAAUCCGGCGGCCAUGUCGUCCAUGAUUCCGUGCCUCGGCAAGAACGGAACACUGGUCGUCAUCGGAGUAGGGGAAGGCGAAAUUUCCACCAGCGCCGCACCGCUGAUCAUGGGCAAGCUCAACAUCCAGGGGUGGGCGUCCGGGACCCCGUCCGAUAGCGAAGACACCAUGAACUUCGCGCAAUUGUCCGGUGUCAAGUCGCUCAACGAAGUCUUCCCCGUAUCGAAGAUGGACGAGGCUUACAAGCGCAUGUUGAGUGGGAAGGCGCACUUCCGUGUUGUUGUCGACUGGGAUGCGAAGUAAGAGCGAUGAGUUGUCCAGAGACAUUGCACGCUUCGGAUUUUCGGCAACGACGAAGUGUAUAAACUUCCGAAGCAGCUAUAUAUACGUGCUGCUUUUGGACGAGCAGCUAGUGCGAUUGUAAAGUAAUAGGUUACCGGUCUCGCUCUGGUCGACGAUUUUUUCAGCCUUCGUGUAUUUAUUGCUCUUCCUGAUGCAAGUUGACAGGAGAGAGGCGACGGCAGUUGUAGUGACACUAGUUCAUUUGUAUGGAACAUCGCUGAUUGAUUCAAAUGUGAGAUUUGAUGAACGGUCAAUCAAAUAAAAUUUCCAAGUACGGAGGGCUCAAAGCAAGGCUUGUAUCAGUAAAUUAUUCUCACCUCAGGUGGUCCUUUGGGUCAUGUAUGAGGACUCAUCACCAGUGAUUGAAGUGUCGGGGUAAUUACGAAUCUGUCAUAGGACACAAGGUAAGUCUGCAGGCUGAGGACCGUCAAUCCUAACCUA
This is a messenger RNA of Klebsormidium nitens, 1749 nucleotides long. NCBI's taxonomy places the organism in Eukaryota, Viridiplantae, Streptophyta, Klebsormidiophyceae, Klebsormidiales, Klebsormidiaceae. The record is from the annotation of a GenBank genome assembly.